Scaptodrosophila lebanonensis is the source of this 650-nucleotide messenger RNA. It is a transcript of the gene Trmt112, whose product is annotated as multifunctional methyltransferase subunit TRM112-like protein. The coding region runs from base 97 to 471 and encodes 124 amino acids. The transcript is spliced from 3 exons. Gene Ontology annotation, molecular function: protein heterodimerization activity. NCBI's taxonomy places the organism in Eukaryota, Metazoa, Arthropoda, Insecta, Diptera, Drosophilidae. The record is from RefSeq and is a predicted model, not a curated record. Gene Ontology annotation, biological process: peptidyl-glutamine methylation; tRNA methylation; rRNA (guanine-N7)-methylation.
CAUUGUGACUGGUCACCAGCAAGAAGCAGCAACAAAACGUGCGCCGUAUACAGAAAGAAAACAAUAUAGCAUAAAUACCAAAAAUAUUGCCCAGCAAUGAAGCUAAGCACAUACAAUUUUCUCACUUCGAUGGCCAUAAAAGGCGUCAAGGUCGGCUAUCCCUUAAAACUGACGAUCAACAAAAAGGAAGUGGUAGAAACAGAAUUCAAUGCCACAUUUGUGGAACGACUUCUGCCCAAGCUGGACUGGUCAGCUAUUUACAGCGCCGCACAAGUGGUGGAACUCACAGACGAUAUACCAGCAGUGCAGCCGGAAAAUAUAGCGGAGAAUGAACAAUUAAUGCAAAAACUACAUCAUCUGCUCUUUGAGAUUGACGUGCUCGAUGGGCAACUGGAAUGUCCAGAGACGGGUCGGGUGUUUCCAAUCACAGAUGGCAUACCAAAUAUGCUCUUGAAUGAAGACGAAGUUUAGUUAAUACACGCCUCUAUAAACUAAAAUGCAUUUUGUACUAUACACCCACACAGACACACACAACCUAUGUAUAUAUAAGUUAAAGUGUUAGCGCUUAUAACAAUUUCAAUUUAGUUAAAACAUUUUUAGAAAGCAACGUCUAUUAAAAAUGUUAUGCAAAGCGUAAUAAGGAAACUUCA